CUGUUCCACCUUCGACCGGGCAACAAGUGUGUGUGUGUGCGGCCCAAAAGGAUCCCCAGACCCGAACUCACUCUAGUUUCCAGCAAAGGGACAGGUUUCAGAGAUGGGCAUUGCCUUGAUGUUCCUGCUGGCGCUGUACCAGAUGCAGUCGGCCAUCCACAGCGAGAUCAUCGAAACGCCCAACUAUGGCAACUCGUUGCAGGACACUGAACCGGAGGUCAGUACUCCGCAGGACAAUGACCUGGUAGAUGCACUGCUCGGCAACGAUCAGACCGAGAGGGCGGAGCUGGAGUUCCGGCACCCCAUAUCCGUGAUUGGCAUCGACUACUCGAAGAAUGCCGUAGUCCUGCACUUCCAGAAACACGGCCGGAAGCCGCGCUACAAGUACGAUCCCGAACUGGAGGCCAAGCGGAGGUCCGUGCAGGACAACUUCAUGCACUUCGGAAAGCGGCAGGCGGAGCAACUGCCUCCGGAGGGCAGCUAUGGCGGCUCGGAUGAACUGGAGGGCAUGGCCAAGCGGGCAGCCAUGGAUCGAUAUGGCAGAGAUCCCAAGCAGGACUUUAUGCGGUUCGGUCGGGAUCCGAAACAGGACUUCAUGAGGUUUGGCAGGGAUCCCAAGCAGGACUUAAUGAGAUUCGGCCGAGAUCCCAAGCAGGAUUUCAUGAGAUUCGGUCGAGAUCCUAAGCAGGAUUUCAUGAGAUUUGGACGAGAUCCCAAGCAGGAUUUCAUGAGAUUUGGACGCACUCCGGCCGAGGAUUUCAUGAGGUUUGGACGCACUCCCGCCGAGGACUUCAUGAGGUUCGGACGCUCCGACAAUUUCAUGCGCUUCGGACGCAGUCCCCACGAGGAGCUUCGCAGUCCCAAACAGGAUUUCAUGCGAUUCGGUCGCCCAGACAACUUCAUGCGCUUCGGGCGCUCUGCUCCGCAGGACUUUGUGCGAUCCGGGAAGAUGGACUCAAACUUUAUUCGCUUCGGUAAGAGCGUGAAGCCGGAGGCUCCCGAAUCCAAGCAAACCAAGCCCAUUCAAGGCAAUCUAGGUGAACGCAGUCCAGUGGACAAGGCCAUGACGGAGCUGUUCAAGAAACAGGAGCUGCAGGAUCAGCAGGAUCAGCAGGUGAAGAGCGACGGACAGGCGACCACCACGGAGGACGGCAGUGUGGAACAGGAUCAGUUCUUCGGCCAGUGAAGGAGUCCUGCGGGACGCCUCCUUGUAAAUAGAUAUUGACAAACAGACGCAAGGAUCUAAAUUGAAAUACGUAUACUCCCCUCCUAACACGAACUCCUGACUAAUGUCUGAACUAUGAAUUUUUAAUGAAUGGGCUGGAUUAAAAAUUCACCGUGCUUUGAAGUUCUUAUCCUAUCUAUAAAUACCUAGUGUAAUACUGAAGAAAUUGAAAUUGGCGUGAAUAGAAUCGUUUGCCAACAUUUUAAAUAAAGAUUGCU
Messenger RNA from Drosophila erecta, 1443 nucleotides. RefSeq names its product FMRFamide-related peptides (gene FMRFa). Gene Ontology annotation, biological process: neuropeptide signaling pathway. The transcript has 2 exons. The record is from RefSeq and is a predicted model, not a curated record. Lineage: Eukaryota; Metazoa; Arthropoda; Insecta; Diptera; Drosophilidae. Bases 104 to 1186 code for a protein of 360 amino acids.